Anguilla anguilla (European eel) is the source of this 2115-nucleotide messenger RNA. It is a transcript of the gene rad18, whose product is annotated as RAD18 E3 ubiquitin protein ligase. Lineage: Eukaryota; Metazoa; Chordata; Actinopteri; Anguilliformes; Anguillidae. Bases 144 to 1865 code for a protein of 573 amino acids. Gene Ontology annotation, molecular function: single-stranded DNA binding; ubiquitin protein ligase activity. The record is from RefSeq and is a predicted model, not a curated record. Gene Ontology annotation, biological process: protein monoubiquitination; DNA damage tolerance. Gene Ontology annotation, cellular component: nucleus; Rad6-Rad18 complex. The transcript has 13 exons.
GUCCAGUCUAAGCGGAAGCUUUAGUGUGCGCGGCUCUGAUUAAAAGCUGUGUGUCCUCACGUUAGCAAAAAUAGGUAGCUAGCGUUUGAUAAAAAUACUCCAACGAAAGUAGUGUUGCAUGAAAUAUUAUAUGCAAUUCUAAAAUGUCAGUGUUAACGGAACCAGAGUUUCCACCACAUCUUGUGUCCUUUAAAAACCUAGAUUCUCUUCUGCGAUGUCCCAUAUGCUUUGAUUACCUCAACAUUUCCAUGAUGACUGAAUGCUCUCACAAUUUUUGUUCCUUCUGCAUAAGGAAGUUUCUUUCAUAUAAACUGCAGUGUCCAGUCUGUAAUCGAGCAAUGACUGAACUGGACCUAAGAAACAAUAGGAUCCUGGAUGAUCUCGUCGAGAGCUUCCAGGAAGCAAGGCAGCAGUUGUCACAAACAAACUUGGAGGACUCGUCGUCUGUUUCUCCAAAAACGCCUCGCCCGAAUGUCAAAAGGAAAGCACCAAAUGCAAGUCGGCCAGUGGUAGAAUGUACCAUUAUGAAAAAUUUUCUCAAAAAGGGGAAUUCCCCUUCCUCCUCUUCCUCUUCAUCCUCCCUUACAAAAAGGCCCCGACUACAGCCUCCAUGCAGCAAUAAGAAUUUGAGACAGGACUCAUUGAAGAUGAUUCGAACUGUGAAAGUGGAGCUAGUGCCAUUACCUGCAGAAAUGACAAGGACUCUGGUCAAAGAAACGGUGGCGGUACCUUCAGGCCUGACAAGGGCUGUAAAGGAAAAACAAGUUAAGGUUUCUGCACAGGUGUCUAGAUCUGUGAAGGACAGGAGAGUUGAGGUACCUGAGCAGGGUGCCAGGACUGUGAAAGAGGAGAGAGUUGAGGUCCCUAUGCCACUGACUGGGCCUGUGAAGAAGGAGAGAGUUGAGAUCCCUGGGCAGGGUGCCAGGACUGUGAAGGAGGAGAGAGUUGAGGUCCCUGUGCCACUGACUGGGCCUGUGAAGAAGGAGAGAGUUGAGAUCCCUGAGCAGGGGACCAGGACUGCUAAAAAGGAAAUGGUAGCAGAACCUGCAACAGAGUCAUCAUCCGGUUUGACCUCCAGCCCUGAGUCUGCUUCCACCUCCCUCAGUAUGAAUGCCGUAGUGAAAGUGGAGUGUCCGGUUUGCUCAGUGGGCAUCCUAGAGCACCACAUGAACAGUCACCUGGACAGCUGUCUGAUGAGAGGAGAGAAAAAGGAGAGCUUGCGGAGCUCAGCCAAAAAGAGGAAGCCGCUUGGCAAACUGGUGUACAACCUACUGAGCAUGCAGGCGCUGAGGGAGAGACUGAGGGACCUGAACCUACCCACCCAGGGUUCGCGGGAUCAGCUGGUCAGGAGGCACCAGGAGUAUGUGCUCCUGUACAAUGCAGAAUGCGACUCCUUCACCCCCAAGUCAGCAGAAGAUAUAGCAAAAGAAGUGAAGGCGAAUGAAAAGAUGAGAGCCCAGCUGCAAAGGAAAUCUAAAAGUGUGAUGGUCUUUUCGAAGAAUCAAGCGGAAGAAGAAAUCGACAAAUUGCAUUCAAAUUAUCGGAAGCAGCACAGUGUUGAGUUUUCUCGCCUCAUUGACCAGGUCAAAGGUCACUGGGAGGCAACCAAGAAGGCUUGCGUCAAAGAGGAGGUGCCGGAAGGAGGAGGUGAAGCGAAGAGCGGGCGUCCCUCAGCUGUACAGGCAGAUGAGCGUAGCGACAGCGCAGCGUGUGUGUUGAGGGUUUCCUCUGAAGAUCCAGCGGAGUGGCCCCUGAACGCUGCGGCCACAGAGCGAUCCCCCAGCCCCGCCCUCAGUGACAUCUCAGUCAGCAGCUCCAUUUCAGACGUGUUCAGUAUUGAGGCUGACAGAAGCAUGGAAACGUGACGAACGUGAGAGAUGACAAAGGAAAGAUCCGCAGUCCCCAGUCCCCAGGACCUAGAGCCUUCACUGCUGUUACCGUGGGAAAGUGCAAGGGCCCGUGCUGUAACAUGAGAACUGUGUAAGAAAUCAUACUGGGGAACUGGAAAAACGUCCAGUCUUUUUCACCUCUUCUUCUGAAUCUGCUCCUUUGUAAAUUUGCUUUGUUCAUGUAUCGCUUAAUUAAUCCUAUUAAACUUUUAGGACAUUUUUCUCA